Messenger RNA from Ogataea philodendri, 1494 nucleotides. RefSeq lists its product as uncharacterized. The transcript has a single exon. Gene Ontology annotation, molecular function: GTP binding. The coding region runs from base 1 to 1494 and encodes 497 amino acids. NCBI's taxonomy places the organism in Eukaryota, Fungi, Ascomycota, Pichiomycetes, Pichiales, Pichiaceae. The record is from RefSeq and is a predicted model, not a curated record. Gene Ontology annotation, cellular component: nucleolus.
AUGCGUGUUAAGAAGCCGACCUCAAAGCGGACAUCCACCCGGAUGCGGGAAGGAAUUAAGAAGAAGGCUGCUGCUCAACGUAGAAAGGAAAAGAAGCAGUCGAAGAAGGACGUCACAUGGAAGUCCAAGCACAAGAAGGACCCUGGUAUUCCUGCCAGCUUCCCAUAUAAAGACCGUUUACUGUCGCAAAUUGAGGACACCAAGCGACUAGAGCAGGAGGAAAGACAAAGAAAGAGAUCCGAGAGAAAGCUGGAGCAAUUACAGGGCCAUGAGGAGGAAAUGAUGAGCGAAGACGACGAGGAUAUGGAAGCUGACGAGGGAAACAACCUGGCAGCUUUGCUUGAGUCUGCCGAAAAGGCGGCCGAGGAAUUCUCUGGCGAAACAGCUCAGGAACCAAUGGACGAGGAAGAUCUCGAGGUGGUUGACUACGAAAUUUCUGUGAGCGAUGACGAAGCCAAUACUCAACAGGAGAAGUCCAGAAAGCAGUUUGACAAGAUUUUCAAGUCUGUGGUUGAGGCAUCGGAUGUUGUGUUGUAUAUUCUGGAUGCGCGGGAUCCAGAGGCCACGCGGUCGCGGAAAGUUGAGGAGGCUGUUUUGCAGAACUCGUCUAAACGUUUGAUUUUUGUGGUUAACAAGGUGGAUCUGAUUCCAGAAGACAACCUCAAGACCUGGUUAGACUACUUGAAGCAGUCUUUCCCAACAAUUCCUUUGAAGGCAAGCAGUGGUUCUACCAACGCCCAGUCGUUCAACCGUAAGUUGACCCAAGCUGCCUCUGCAUCUACACUUUUACAAGCAUUAAAAUCUUACUCGCAGAAAUCGAACUUGAAGAGAGCAAUUGUUGUUGGUGUGAUAGGGUAUCCUAAUGUUGGAAAAUCGUCUGUUAUCAAUGCGCUCACUUCCAGACACGGUGGAUCUUCCAACGUUUGUCCUGUUGGAAACCAAGCUGGUGUGACUACUUCGCUGAGAGAGGUCAAGAUCGACAACAAGCUCAAGAUCCUCGAUUCUCCAGGAAUUGUGUUCCCAGACACCAAGAAGAAGAACAAGCAGCUUCAGGAGGCCGAACUGGUUCUUCUGAACUCAAUUCCUCCUAAACAAGUGAAGGACCCUCUUCCUCCAAUUAAGCUUUUGCUCAAAAGAUUGGCCAAGAACACACAAAUGGCUGAUGGAUUCAAGAACUUUUACCAGUUGCCGCCAUUGCCAUCUUCCGACCUGGACGAGUUCGCAAAACAGGUGCUGAUCCACAUCGCUAGAAAACAAGGUCGUUUGGGCAAAGGAGGUAUUCCUAACCUGCACUCUGCUGGAGUGACUGUUCUGAACGAUUGGAGAGACGGCAAGAUUGUGGGAUGGACGGUCCCACAGCCGCGUGAAGAGGCCAAGAACAUCAGCAGUGUGAGCAAACUGUCUGCGCCAGCCAAGGUUGAACAAACUACGGUGGUGAAAGAAUGGGCCAAAGAGUUUGAUUUGGACGCGCUCUUUGCUGAAGUUGGGGUUUAG